Chelmon rostratus (copperband butterflyfish) is the source of this 3729-nucleotide messenger RNA. RefSeq names its product protein tyrosine phosphatase receptor type Na (gene ptprna). The record is from RefSeq and is a predicted model, not a curated record. Gene Ontology annotation, molecular function: protein tyrosine phosphatase activity. Lineage: Eukaryota; Metazoa; Chordata; Actinopteri; Chaetodontiformes; Chaetodontidae. Gene Ontology annotation, cellular component: secretory granule. Gene Ontology annotation, biological process: protein dephosphorylation. The transcript has 24 exons. The coding region runs from base 1 to 2808 and encodes 935 amino acids.
AUGCAACACUUCCAGCUAUGGCGAGCUCUCCUCCUGGUAACCGUGCUGUGCCAGCCAGGAAUCUCAGACAAAUACGGCUGCAUGUUUGAGAGAAAACUGUGCAUGAGGGAUCAGUUCUGCUCAGAUGACGGGCUAUUUGGCCAAUGUCGUAGCUCCAAGCAAGACCAGGUCCAGUACCAGGUGUCUGUUCCUGUGCUGAAGAGGAUGCAGGAAGUCCUGAAACAGCUCAUGCUACAAGGUCUUUCCUGGCAAGAUGACAUCACACAAUAUAUUUUGUCAAAGGAGCUGAAGAGAGUUCCCCACACCACUCAGCCCUCUAAGCCGAACUCCUCUUCCUCCUCUUCUCAUUCAUCUCAUCCUAAAUCAGGGUCCACACCUAGUGGUGGCAACUAUGUGGACUACAUGAUUGUUGAGCCUCCUCAGUCCCCACUACGCAUGCAGACUGCUUCCAUGGACCCGUACUCAUACCACCAGGUACACAUACACACACACACAUCAUUAUCGUCCAAAAACAGGUGCGGCUACGUCCGCCCCUCUUCGAGGUCCCAGGCCAAUCAGAGAGAGCGAGAGCGUGACAGGCAGCUGCUACAGGAAGCCUUGUCUCUCUACCUAGCAUCCGCACAGCCUUCUUAUCGCCACCGAGGGGCUGCUUCCAUGGCUCCUGCAGGUCUGCCUUAUUAUGAGGACUUCGAACUGGAGAUGCCAGUGGACUAUGUGGAAGACUACACCCUGGAGGAGAGACUAGGUACUGCUGGCAGACAACAGCCACAGCUGCAGAAUAAAAAAGUUCCUCAGGACUUCAGCACUCUGUCUGGAAAUGGAAAUGAUGGCCUUCUCCAGAGGAUGUCAGCAGUCUUGCAGAGAUACGGAGUUGACCCCAGAGAGCUCAGUCAAGAGCAGCUCUACAAGCUAGCCCUCAUUCUGCAGCUUGUGCAGACCCAAGACAAGACAGAUCCAACUGAGAAAGACCUCAUCACCCUCAAGGAGAUGCAGCUGUUAAAAACAGACAGUGUGUCCCGUAAGCCUGAGAAGCCUGCCCCUGUUCCCAGCCCCCCCGGUGCCCCUCCUGCCCCCUCCUCUGCCUCAGUCCCAGCCACACCCCCGGCCAAGAGCGCCAGCCUCUCCGCGUCUGCGUCCCAGCCUCCGCAGGCCGCUCCUGCUGAAGCCGGACAAGACUUGAAGGAGCAAGGACUGCCACUGGUUGAGGGUACAGGAGCCAAGGAGGAGUAUGGGUACAUUGUCACCAACCGGAGUCCUCUGAGUUUGUAUGAUGGAGUGAAGCUGUUGGAUCUGCUGGCUGAUAAGAUACACCUGACAACCAGCAGCUUCAUCAACAUCAGUGUGGUGGGUCCUGCGCUGACGUUCCGUGUCCGCCAGAAUGAACACAACAUGACGGCUGCAGAGGUGGCUGCUAAAGCUGUCUCUGAAAAGAACUUCCUGGAGUCUGAGACAGGCCUGAAGAUUGUACAGACUGGCGUGGGAGAGAGGACAGAUGCACGGGGUCUCCCUCAGGUAGCCAGGGUUUCCGAGGGCUCCAGUGGGACAGUCAUCACCCUUGUUUCCAUGGCAGUCGUAGGAGGCGUGCUGGUAUUGGCCAUGGCUGUAGCUUGUCUCAGGCACUACACUCAGCAAGUGGCCAAUGGCAAGCUCGGCCUGGGGCCAGAGGGAGGAGCCGAAACACACUUUGACUACCAGGAGCUAUGUCGGCAGCACAUGGCGUCCAAAUCCUCCCUGUGCCGCCAGGACUGUGUGGGCGGCGGGACCAUGGCGGGGUCCGCCAUAGCCACUGGUGCUGGCGGUCGGAGGGGUACGGACACAUCCCGCGUCAGCAGCGUUUCCUCUCAGUUCAGCGAUGGCCCCCAGCACAGCCCGUCCUCCACGCACAGCUCCACCCCGUCCUGGAGUGAAGAGCCAGCCCAGUCUAACAUGGACAUCUCUACUGGUCACAUGAUACUGGCGUAUAUGGAGGAUCACCUGCGUAAUAAGGACCGUCUUCAGAAGGAGUGGGAGGCUUUGUGCUCCUACCAGGCUGAUCCCAGUUCAGUGGCUGUGGCUCAACUACCAGGAAACAUGGACAAAAACAGACACGCUGAGUCGCUCCCAUACGAUCACUCUCGGGUGAAGCUGAAGUCUGAAGUAAACUCCAAUAAACAAGACUACAUCAACGCCAGCAUCAUUUUUGACCAUGACCCUCGCCAGCCAGCGUAUAUCGCCACACAGGGACCACUCGCUCACACUGUCGCUGAUUUUUGGCAGAUGGUGUGGGAGAACGGCUGCACGGUGAUAGUGAUGAUGACGGCUCUGGUGGAAGAUGGAGAGAAACAGUGCGAGCGAUACUGGCCUGAUGAGGGCUCGUCACUCUACCACAUCUAUGAGGUGAACCUGGUGUCAGAGCACAUCUGGUGUAAGGACUUCCUGGUGCGUAGCUUCUACCUGAAGAACGUCCAGACACAGGAGACAAGAACCUUGACUCAGUUCCACCUGCUGAGCUGGCCGGCUGACGGCAUCCCCACCUCCACGCGACCACUGCUCGACUUCCGCAGGAAGGUGAAUAAAUGUUACAGAGGUCGUUCCUGCCCAAUCAUCGUUCACUGCAGUGAUGGCACUGGCAGGGCUGGCACGUACAUCCUCAUUGACAUGGUGCUGAACCGUAUGGCAAAGGGAGUGAAAGAGAUCGACAUUGCAGCCUCACUGGAACACAUCAGAGACCAGAGACCCGGCCUGGUCCGCACCAAGGACCAGUUUGAGUUCGCGCUGACAGCAGUCGCCGAGGAGGUGAACGCCAUCUUGAAAGCCCUGCCACAGUGAGUUGCAGCAGCUGAGGACAGAGCGAGGACAGGCACACAGAAACAAAUACUCAUGAGGACACGCUGGUACAAUGCAGUCAUGUAUGUCUGGCCAUCACUGUAAAUACGAAUUUGCUCCACCACACCUGGAGCAGUUCCUGCUCUUGUUUUCAGCAUGCAGUAUUUCACCAUGUACUCAUUAUUCGGGUUUUGAAAAACCUUUUGGAACUUCAGUUUAUGAAAAGAGCAUUAAAUGAUUUUUGCCAGGAUGAAGACAUGAACAGAAGAUCAAAUGUUUUCCACCCUCAUGGCACAAAUUUGAUCUGUCUUUACUCUCCGAGCUCUCUACCUAUUAAGACAACAAUGAGGCCGUCAGACGUGAACUACAGAGGGUAGAAACCUGGAUACUGUGCCUGUGUGAAACCACAUGAAAUGUUUGCCUGAGUCUGACAGGACAGAACACACUGAUGGUGGUUGAAAUGACAUAAUUUGAAGUGUAUCACCGUUUUCCUAUCUUACUGCCAUCUGACUCCUCAUCAAGCCUUUUACAGGACACGAUGACCUGAAAUGAUCAAUCAGCAUCAGCAGAUGAUUUACCAAAAACAGAGGUUUUGUUUGUUCUGUUCUCGUAACUAAUGUUAAUGUUAAAUCCCUUCACAAACAUAUUAAAUUUCUAAGUCAUCCAUCUUGCUGAUACACAGGAAUGUUUCAGUUCAUUUUAACUCUUGAGUGUGGUGUCACGUGUCCACCAGAAUACUGUGUGCUACAGCCUAGUGUGUGUUGAUUUCCAGCGAGUUUUUAUUUGCGAGUCUUGUCUCUGCCUUGACAACAUGAUUGUUUGCUUUCAGCACUGGUCCUUCUGUAGCGGAUGCUGUACAUUGACCACCGAGUACACGUCGCCUUCUCUCUCCCUUUCCGCACUAAGUAACUUUGUUUGGGUUCU